UAAAAGUCGAAAUUAAACGCAGUUGAAAGAAGUCAGUGCUUCUUCUUUUCGCGUGUGCUUGGCUGUGCUUGUGUGUUUCCCAUUCUUUUUCAAUCCUGGUACCGGUGCUGUGUACCUGAAACGCCGAAGGGAAUCGAUGGAUCAUCGCUGAGGGUCGCUUCGAGGAAUUCGCGGAGAACUAGCCAGAAAUGAAGACCACACAACGCGCACUGAGCUUCGACGAGACAUCGAUGGACAGCUGCCCACUGGCGGCCAUCACCGAGGCGAGAGGAAACGAUCUUGCCAAGGAUGGGAACGAAGUGGAGGUGACGUCUCUGGAGGAGGCUAAAACGGUGAUAGCUGCUCUACGAGCGAGACAGAGGGCACAGGCUCAUCAGAUGCUUGCCUGGCGGAGGACCCUGAAGUUGCAGGAGGACCUGGUGGCACGGUUGACGAGGGAGAAGGCUGAACAGCUACGAACAUUGUCCUCGCAGCUGCUCCUCUUCGAGUCGAGACUCUGUCGGAAGCAGAAAGAGAUCGAGGCUAGUCUGGCGCAACGAGAAUCGAUUAUUCUCAGACAGCAGAGGGUUAUUCGACAGUUGCAGAGCAGAUUGGCGGAAAGAAGCACGGGUACGAGGGAUUCGCCACCCUGCGAUGCUCUCGAUAGAUUGGACAGCCUUGGCGACAGCGACAGCGCUGUCGUUCUCGAGGAAGCAGCCGAUGAUCUUGCACCACCUAGAUUCCGCUCGAACAUCACCGACGUGACGGUGAUCCGAUCAGUGUCGGACGCGGUCGAGCCAUCGAGCAAGUACUCGUCUAUGCGACGGUGCAACGGUUUCCUCAGGCGGCCGGAGAUCCUGGAGACGGUUUAUUCCGUGGAGGAGGAUGGAGACAGCGAGAACAAUCAGGACCCGUCCGAAUCCACGGAGAAUUCCGAGUGCGAGGAGAGACGAGCGAAAAACUUGGGGAACGGAAAAGGCAGGCUUCAGGAUUUGUACGGCAGCUUCGAGAGACUCGCUCAAGAGGCGGAUUCACCGCCAAGCGAGAGACCUCGGGACGAAAGUCAGCAAGCGCAAGUCACGUACAACAGGGUAAUGAGCAAUCACCGAUCGGUAACGAAGCCAAAAGACGUGAAAUACAAGAGGAUAAACAAGGCGAAAUCGAAGAGUCUGGAAGAAUUGAGGGGACGACUGCGAAAUUGGGUGGAGAAGGGGAACAAAAUUGCUAUAUCGUUGGAUCAAUCUUACGCCUGA
Molecule: messenger RNA, 1232 nt
Organism: Habropoda laboriosa
Lineage: Eukaryota; Metazoa; Arthropoda; Insecta; Hymenoptera; Apidae
Exons: 5
Coding region: 189-1232 (347 amino acids)
Source: RefSeq, a predicted model, not a curated record